AUGGAUCGACAGAAGUCGCCCCUCCGUCCCCCAAGUGGGAUUCCACGCUUGGCUUCCAGGAUCCCCUUGCCCACCCACACCGGACAAAGAUCUCUAAAGCCAUCCCCGUCGAGAGAGCGCCUGCAGGCCGAUCCGGGUGUUGACAUUGCGCGAUUACGGCGACCCUCGCAAGAAACUCUAUCAAGAAAAUAUUCUACCCAGUCCUUUUCGUCCCACACCGCUGGCCAUGUCUACCAACGUCGAGACCUGUCGCAGACGCCGCAGGACCGCGAUGAAAACCUGGAAGUGCCGGAAGAUGCCGAUGGCGAGGCUUGGGAAUUGGUAGAUGAUCACAAUGGUGACCACACAUCCGCGCCCCCGGCAGACGCUCGCCCGUCACUCUCGGAUCGGACCAUCGAGACACUGUCGAAGAUCCCCCCAUCACCUUCUUCGCGUGGCAGGAAGACGUCUUUCUUCCCCCCAGACUCCUCAAUGGGUCCUCCGCCUCGGCCCAGCUCCGCGUUGAACAGCUACUCACGAUCUCCAUCGAGAUCAUCGCAUUCCCAGAAUGGCGUGGACGAAGGGGUCGUACCUCCUUCGUCGGUAAGGCGCACCCCAUCUCGGGUCUCAAUUGCCUCGCUUUCGUCAAAUCUAAGUUCAGUGUCAGAGAGGACGGCUCCUCAGACUACCGAUACUCUGACCAAGUCAACAAACUCCGGUGGAAGGCAGAGUCUUGGAGCCGUGAAGCGCCAGUCGAUGAUCGCAGCCAUACCUUCCAAACGCGCAGAAACCCUCCCUGUGAGAUCGGGGGGCUUCAGUGAAAGCAAAGGCUUGUCGACGAAAGCACCCAAAGCGCGGCCUUCCUUGGCCAGUGCUUUUGGGAAGCCAUCCCCUGAUGAGGGCAUCCAGUCUCCCCAACCAGUCACCGUCAACAAAACAAGGAAGCCCUCAUCCAACGUUUCUUCCAACAUGACCUCACCUUCUUCCACGGUGUCCAAGACCUCUUCAGCCGCAUCGACGACCUCGGAGGUGCACAGUCAGGACCUACAUGCCGCUGCCGAACCUGAAGUUCGGAAGGUAUCCAAAUCUUCGAGUGCCUUGCGAGAGAGUAUUGCGAAAGCCAAGGCGGCCAGGAAAGCAGCAAAACAAAAUAACCUGGAGCCUGAGGCUUUCGACCCCUGGGGCAACAUCGAUGUGAAAGAUCCAUUUAAUCAACUCCCCAAAGAACCAAACCGCGGCCUGCUCCGAAAGCGUGUGGAGGCGGCCCGAACAUCGGGUUCUUUGAACAUUGCGGCCAUGGGCCUGAAAGAGAUUCCCAACGAAGUCAUGACGAUGUAUGACUUUGAUCCAGAUAGCAAUGCUGACUGGUACGAGAGUGUCGACCUCGUGAAAUUUAUCGCCGCGGAUAAUGAAAUAGAAUCGUUGCCGGACGCGGCGUUUCCAGACAUCGAUCCUCACGAUUUUGAUGCAGACGAGGACAGCAAAGGCAAUCAAUUUGGUGGACUGGAGGUCUUGGACCUUCAUGGCAAUCUGCUCCGGUCGCUGCCAAUCGGGCUGAGAAGGUUACAGAGACUGUCUUCGCUGAACCUGUCGAACAACCAACUGAGCAUGGAUGAUAUCGAGGUUGUCGCAGAGAUCCAAAGCCUCUCGGAUUUGAAGCUGGCAAACAACAACCUCGAGGGUGCGCUCCUGCCGACGCUGGGCCAUCUUAGCAACCUCGAAGUCUUGGAUCUCCGUGGGAAUCGUCUCAGCUCUCUGCCAGAUUCUUUCUCCGAUUUGACCAGUCUGAAGGUUUUGAAUGUCUCAGAGAAUCAGUUGAAGUCAUUGCCAUUUGAAAUAUUGAGCAGGCUUCCCAUGAUCGAGUUGAACGCUGCCGGCAACAAGCUCCAGGGGAGCUUGAUAUCGGCAUCUGUUGACCGUUUCGAGACGCUGCAGACCUUGAACGUGGCACGUAACGCUCUGGAGCGGUUAUCAGAAAAUGAUACCUUUGACUUUCCCAACUUACAAACUCUCGCCAUUGACGCAAAUCGUAUCCGAACACUGCCGUGCAUGUCGUCCUGGCGAUCCCUCCUGAGAUUGUCAGCCGAAGAUAACAGUAUCGCUGCCCUCCCAGACGGAUUCGUGGAACUAGACAACCUCAAAUAUGUCGAUCUGACGGCCAACGACCUGUCCAAGUUGGAUGAACGGAUCGGCCUGAUGGAUAAUCUGGCCAUGUUCCGUAUCUCAAACAAUCCACUCAGGGAGCGCAAAUUCUUGAACAUGGACACAGAGGAUCUGAAACGCGACCUGCGGAAUCGGUGCGCUCCCGUGCCUCAAGAAGAAGACAGGGGAUAUAGUGAAUCCGAUGGCGCAGAGCAGGUUGAAGCACAUGGGGAGGAGGACGAGGAGGACGAGGAAGGCUCUGUAGCGACAGAGUUCACCCUCGCUCCCGAGAGUCCUAGCCAUUUGAAUCGCUGGAAGGUCAAGCAGGGAGGGGUUCUCGACCGCUCCUCUACUGAGAUGACGGAGUUGAGCGUCGAAGAGUUGAGGCCGUUGGUCUCUUCCCAUGACAUCAAAUGCCUCUACAUCCAGCAGAACAAACUACAGAGUUUCCCCGUCCCUGCACUGGGCCUCCUUGCCAGCACUCUGACCGACCUCGAUCUAUCGAGGAACCCCUUGAACAGCGAUGCCCUCUUCUCUGCGUCCGUGUCUCUUCCUCAUCUGCAAAACCUGAAUCUGAGCGCCACCGGCUUGACGAGUCUGGACUCUCUGCAAGCAAACUUGUCCGCGCCGUCUCUGAAGUUCCUGGAUGUGUCGAACAACCGCCUCAGGGGACCUCUUCCCUUUGUUCGCCAGACUUACCCCAACCUCGUCACGUUCCUCGCGGCCGAUAACCAGAUCUCCAGCCUUGAAUUCGAGACCGUCCAGGGCCUCCAGGUGCUCGACGUCAGCAACAACAAUAUUGACUACCUGCCGCCCAAGCUCGGAUUGCUGGCAGCGGACGGGUCUGGCCCGAAGGGGGUGGCCGGGCCUGGUCUGAGACGAUUCGAGGUGGCUGGCAACAGCUUCCGAGUGCCUCGAUGGCAGGUUGUCUCCAAGGGCACAGAGGCGAUCCUGGAAUGGCUGAAGGGCCGGAUUCCGGCCGAGGAGCUGAGAGAGUGGGGGGCGGGAGAUGAGGAUGACUCGAACGGGUUUGAUUAA
Molecule: messenger RNA, 3159 nt
Organism: Rasamsonia emersonii CBS 393.64
Lineage: Eukaryota; Fungi; Ascomycota; Eurotiomycetes; Eurotiales; Trichocomaceae
Product: Conserved leucine-rich repeat protein
Exons: 1
Coding region: 1-3159 (1052 amino acids)
Molecular function (GO): protein binding
Source: RefSeq, a predicted model, not a curated record